AAAACACUUUGAAGCAUGGGUGACUGGAGCUUUCUAGGGCGACUUCUGGAGAAUGCUCAAGAGCACUCCACUGUGAUUGGAAAGGUUUGGCUCACCGUCCUUUUCAUCUUCCGGAUCUUGGUGCUGGGUGCAGCGGCCGAAGAGGUUUGGGGUGAUGAACAGUCAGACUUUACCUGUAAUACGCAACAGCCUGGUUGUGAGAAUGUCUGCUACGAUGAAGCCUUCCCCAUCUCCCACAUACGUUUCUGGGUGCUGCAGAUCAUCUUUGUCUCCACACCAACCCUCAUCUACCUGGGUCACGUGCUGCACAUUGUCCGCAUGGAGGAAAAGAGGAGGGAGAGGGAGGAGGAGCUCAUAAAAGCUGGAAAGCACCAGGAAGGCCAUGACUUGCUCUACCACAAUGGAGUCGGUGAUGGAGGAGGCAGGAAGAAGGAAAAGCCACCUAUCCGUGAUGAGCAUGGAAAGAUCCGGAUCCGUGGGGCAUUACUGAGGACAUACAUCUUCAACAUCAUCUUCAAAACUCUGUUUGAGGUGGGCUUCAUCCUAGGACAGUACUUCCUCUAUGGCUUUCAUCUGAAGCCACUGUAUAAAUGUCGCCGCUGGCCCUGCCCCAAUACUGUGGACUGCUUCAUCUCCAGGCCCACAGAAAAGACAAUCUUCAUCAUCUUCAUGUUGGUAGUUGCUUGCAUCUCUCUGGCCCUGAACCUGCUGGAGAUCUACCACCUGGGAUGGAAGAAAGUCAAACAAAGUGUUGCAAAUGCAUUUCUACCCGAUAAUGAGUCAAUACGACUGGGUGCAGAAGAACCUGGAGAUUCAGAGACCAUUCCUGAGCAGACAUCCCCAGCAGCACUUGACUGUCUGCCAGUGUAUGCUACUGUUAGCAUGAUUGGGGGAGAUACUGCAGAAGGAGGAACCUAUAGCCCAACUGAAAACUCUCCCACAGCUACUCCUGCACCUACAGGACUGCAGAUGGAUGGCACAGUAUUCCACAGAGAUGACUUCCUGUUGGAGGCUCUGCACACUUCCUUUUACAGAAAUGGCAAGGGCGAUGGCCAGCUGACACAAAUGGAACAAAACUGGAAUAAUAUGGAGGUGGAGAUUGAAAAAAACAUCCCUUCUUCAUAUGCGCUUCCUCUUACCUCUACACCUAUAUCCCCUUCCUUCUCUCCCCAGGAGGAGACAAUUCCAGCACCGCCACCAGAAGAAUGGCACUCCACAUCUCCUCCAUGUUUUCCUAUACCCUUUCAUUCCCCUUUAACACCAGAAGAGGGGGCACUGGAUGACAAAACCGCUGUCACCACAGCACCCAAUGUUACCAGGGCGGAGAUGCAUCAGCCUCCGGCAGCUGCAGAAACAAACAGGUGGAAGCUCAGUCAAGCUAGCGAGAGCAGUCGUGUCCGAGCCCGCCCUGAUGACCUGGCAGUGUAG
This is a messenger RNA of Thalassophryne amazonica, 1428 nucleotides long. RefSeq names its product gap junction alpha-3 protein-like. The coding region runs from base 16 to 1428 and encodes 470 amino acids. Gene Ontology annotation, cellular component: connexin complex. The record is from RefSeq and is a predicted model, not a curated record. Gene Ontology annotation, biological process: cell communication. The transcript has 3 exons. Lineage: Eukaryota; Metazoa; Chordata; Actinopteri; Batrachoidiformes; Batrachoididae.